Molecule: messenger RNA, 5824 nt
Organism: Periophthalmus magnuspinnatus
Lineage: Eukaryota; Metazoa; Chordata; Actinopteri; Gobiiformes; Gobiidae
Product: inactive phospholipase C-like protein 2
Exons: 13
Coding region: 207-3686 (1159 amino acids)
Biological process (GO): lipid metabolic process; intracellular signal transduction
Molecular function (GO): phosphatidylinositol-4,5-bisphosphate phospholipase C activity
Source: RefSeq, a predicted model, not a curated record
CGCCGCCUUCACAGCUCCACACACGCCGGGGGAAGAGGCGCACAUCUCCCCGCUGUACCAUGCCUCCACUCCGCUGUCCCCCCGCGCCGUGCGCAGCGUCCUCCGCUCUCUGCCCCGACUCCGCGCACCUCUGAGCUCAAGCGGCAGCAGCACCACCACCACUAACACCACCACCACACACACAUCCCCGUGACAAGCAGCGCGCCAUGGCCGAGCACGGAGAGAGGAAGACGGCCGUGGCUCCACCGGUGGCUUCGUGGAAGGAUGGAGCCAGAGCAGCGAGCCCAGCACCACCAGACCGAUCCGCGGUGUCCAACGGAAACUGCGGCGUUCCGGAGGCAGUCAGGCGGGUCCAGAGCGAGUGCUUGGCCGAGGCUUGGGGGGACAGUGCCGGCUCCGACUCCGGUUCCAAGACCAUCCCGCGGCGCAGCAGUCUCAUCAAGGAGGGGUCGCGAUCUGGGCGGGACAGGAAGAAGACGGUGUCUUUCAGCAGCAGCCUGACAGAGAAGAAAAUCAGCAGCGCGGCGGACUGCAUCCAUGCCAUGGUGGAGGGCAGUGAGCUGAAAAAGGUGCGUCCAAACUCACGUGUGUACCAAAGAUACUUCUUGCUGGACACGGGGCUGCAGGCGCUGUGCUGGGAGCCUUCCAAGAAGGAGUCCGACAAGGCCCGCAUCAGUCUGGACUCUGUGAAGGAGGUGCGCACGGGGCGUAACACAGAGACGUUCCGCUGCAGUGGGGUGUAUGAGCAGAUCUCUGAGGACUGUGCCUUCUCCAUCAUCUAUGGAGAACUGUACGACAGCCUGGACCUGGUGGCUCACAGCGCAGAGGUGGCAAACAUCUGGGUCACGGGACUCAGAUACCUGGUGCAGUACGGACAGCAGGCUCUGGACAUGCUGGCGCACUCCCAGGACAGCCUGCGUGUGGGCUGGCUGGAGCACAUGUUCUCAUGUGCGGAGGAGGCGGAGCGGUUGGAGGAGGAGGACCAGGGACUCAGGCUGCUGUCCGCGGUAAGGCUCAUCCAGGGAGUCAACCCCGGAGUGAGCAGCACCAAACUAGAGCAGCGCUUCAGAGAGCUCCAGAGGGCCCGGGAGAGGAGCACAGGGGGGCUGACCAACGGCGCAGAGGCAGAGGCAGAGGGCAGGAGGACUGGCAGAGCAAUCAGGAACGAGAGGGUCUCCAGGGCCGACUUCAUCCAGGUGUUCCACGACUUCUGCACGCGCCCAGAGAUCUACUUUCUGCUCGUGCAGUUCUCCAGCAACAAGGAGUACCUGGACACCAAAGACCUGUGCCGGUUCCUGGAAGCUGAGCAGGGCAUGGCUCAUGUGACCGAGGACACAGCCCUGAAGCUGAUCCAGGCCCAUGAGCCCUCGGCACAGGGCCGGCAGCAGGCCUUCCUCUCCUUGGACGGCUUCAGCAGCUACCUGACCUCCCCUGAGUGCCACCUGUUCGACCGCGACCACAAGUUGGUGUGCCAGGACAUGAGCCAGCCCCUGUCUCACUACUUCAUCAGCGCCUCCCACAACACCUACCUCAUCGAGGACCAGUACCGCGGGCCCUCCGACCUCUCGGGCUACAUCCGGGCGCUGCGCAUGGGCUGCCGAUGCGUGGAGGUGGAUGUAUGGGACGGGGACGGAGACGAGCCCUUAGUCUGUGCGGGACACACCCUCUCCCCUCCCCUGGUCUUUCACUGCGUCUUGGAAGCCAUCGGGCGAUUCGCUUUCGUCUCCUCGGAUUAUCCGCUCAUCCUGUGCCUGGAGAACCACUGCUCGCUCCGGCAGCAGAAGGUCAUGGUGGGCCACUUGUUGAGGAUAUUGGGGGAUAAGUUGUACCGUGAUGAACCUAAGGAAGGGGAUAUGUACUUACCAUCGCCACAAGCCUUAAAACAUCGGAUUUUACUCAAGGGUAAGAAGUUGGGGUUGGGUGUAGCGGAGGAGGGGGAGGUGAGCGAGGAGGACGAAGGAGCAGACAUGGUUGCAAAAAUGAAAGUGACAAAUAAUGGAGAGAAGGAGCAGAAAAACGUAUCGCUAAAUGUCUCCGCUCAAGCUAGCCCUCAGAAAACUCCACCCAGGAAGUUCAGGCUCCUCAAGGAGUUGUCGGACCUGGUGACGCUCUGCAGCUCGGUGCACUUUGUGGACUUCCAGACCUCCUCCAGAACUCAGAAGCCAUGGGAGAUGUGUUCACUCCACGAGGCCCUUGCACUGAGGCUGGCAGGGGAGAACCCGGGGGACUUUGUGAAUCAUAACAAACACUACCUGACGCGCGUCUACCCCAGCCCUAUGCGUGUGGACUCCAGCAACAUGAACCCGCUGGACCUGUGGAAGUGCGGCUGCCAACUGGUGGCCAUGAACUUCCAGACGGCCGGGCUAAUGAUGGACCUGGUGGCCGCGUGGUUCCGGCAGAAUGGGAACUGUGGCUACGUGCUCCGGCCAGAAAUCAUGAGGCAGGAGGUGUCCUACUUCAGUGCAGACACCAGGGACUCUGUGCCUGGGGUGUCUCCACAGCUGCUGCAUAUCAAGGUGAUCAGUGGUCAGAACCUGCCCAAACCUAAAGGCUCCGGGGCCAAAGGAGACGUGGUGGACCCUUACGUGUAUGUGGAGGUGCAUGGGAUCCCAGCAGACUGCACUGAAAGAAGAACCAGGACUGUCACCCACAACGGAGACAAUCCCAUCUUCGACGAGAGCUUUGACUUCCAGAUCAACCUGCCCGAGCUGGCCAUGGUGCGCUUCGUGGUGCUGGACGACCACUUCAUCGGGGACGAGUUCAUAGGUCAGUACACCAUCCCUCUGGAGUGCCUCCUUCCUGGGUACAGACACGUGCCCCUGCAGUCCCUUACCGGAGAAGAGCUGCCCCAUGCUUGCCUCUUUGUCCAUGUGGCCCUGACCAACCGCCGAGGGGGUGGCAAGCCUCACAAACGUGGCCUGUCUGUGCGCAAGGCUCGCAAGGGAAGAGAGUACACCGCCCUGAGGGAUUUAGGACUACGGCCCGUGGACGAGGCAUUCAAGAUGGCCGCCCCACUGCUGAGAGAGGCCACCGACCUCAGGGAGAACAUGCAGAACUCCAUUGGCCUGUUCCGUGAACUGUGUGGGGUAUCAGCAGUGGCUAGCCUCAUGCAGUGUGUGUUGGCCCUCAGCUCCACCGUGUCGGGACCAGACGGAGCCCCUCUGCUGCUGUUUGACCUCAGGGACCAGUACCCCACCCUGGAGGCUUUGGGGCCCCUGCCAGACAUCCUACGCCGGCUCGUCACCACCUACGAGCUGAUGGUGCAGGCGUGCAGAGCAGUGAUGGAGCAGUGUGAUGGGCUACACCAGAGGAUCCUCCACAUCCAGACCUCAGCCAUGGAGUUUCACGAGGGGCUGCAGAGCAUGGCCACGAGGGAGGGGCUGAAAGGUCGAAAGGUCAACAGGGCACUGGAGAGCUUCAGCUGGAACAUCACCAUCCUCAAGGGCCAGGCUGACCUCCUGAAGCACGCCAAGGCUGAGGUGCAGGAGAACAUGAAGCAAAUCCAUGACGCCGCUCGCACCGGCAACUUGUGCAAGCAGAGUCCAGGGACCCGGAGAGUGCAAGUCCAGUCCAGGGCUAGUCCAGACCAGAGGAGAGCCCAGGACCAGAUCAGGGCCCAGGACCAGACCAGAGCCAGCCCGGACCACAGGAGGGGUCACCAUGGUGCCAGGGGGACAUCCACAUGAGAGCCAAUCAGGAGAGAGCUCUGGACAUGUGACGACCAAUCGAGAGAGAGGUCUGACUAUUUAAGGACUAAUCAGGAGAGAGACAGAAGUGGACCGACGUGAGCUCUACUGCUGUCACGCUGCUGUCAUAGCGACCACUCCUCCUGGUCAGAGCUGCAGGAGGAUGUCUCUUUGCUCUCUUUCUUUCUUUCUCUUUCUCUCUUACUCGCGCUAUCUCUACCCUUUUCUUUUCCCUUUCUCUCCUACCUCUAAACCACCUUUCCUUUCUCUCUCCCCCUUCUCCACUCUCUCCUCUCUUUCUCUCCCUCUCUAAGCCCUUGGUCUCUCACCUGUCUUCUUCUUCUUAUACUCACCUCACUGCUCUCUCCCUCCUUCCCCUCUCUUCUCACUCUCCUCUCUCCCCUCUCCUCUCUUAUCUCUCUCUCCUCCCUCCCUCCCUCCCUCCCUCCCUCCCCUCUCUUCUCUCUUAUCUCUCCCUCCUCUCUCUCUCCCUCACUCCCCUCUCUUUUCUCUCUCUCCUCUCUCCCCUCUUCCGCCCCUCUCUUCUCUCUCUCCUCUCUCCCUCCCCUCUCUUCUCUCUUAUCUCUCUCUCCUCCCUCCCUCCCCUCUCUUCUCUCUUAUCUCUCUCUCCUCUCUCUCUCUCCUCUCUCCCUCCCCUCUCUUCUCUCUCUCUCCUCUUUCCCUCCCCUCUCUUCUCUCUCCUCUCUCUCUCCUCUCUCCCUCCCCUCUCUCCUCUCUGUCUCCUCUCUCCCUCCCCUCUCUUAUCUCUCUCUUCUCUCCCUCUCUGUGGGAGCCUGAAUGUAGUGAAGCCAUUGGACAGUCACACUCUGUUGCUGUGUCACUGUUACCUGUACAUAUCUGUAUCUGUGCCAUGUCUGCGCUGUUUGUCUCAAACAUCAUUUUGAUAAAACCAAAUCAGGAAACCAACCAACGCAAAAAUCCAACUCAAGAUCACGUAGCAGUAUUUUGAAUCCAAGUGUCAUAAGUGUCUGUGCGGGCCGGAGACAAGGGGACACACGGAGAACAGGGGACUGUAGGAUACACCAGCAUUUGUUAAUCUAUUGUUUGGGACUUAACUAACUUUUAGUUAGUUAAGUUAGUUUUUGCAGACUAAAUUACUUUUUGCUUAUACCAUGGUCUGUGAGAAUUCUAAGGCUAACUGUCAUUCAUUAUUUUGGUAUAACCGCAUAGACUGUCCGGCAACAGUUAAUCUAUUGUUGUGUUUCAGAUUACGUCACAUCUGUAGGCCCAAUAAUAUUUAAUUUAAUAUAACGGUCAAUGUGAUCACCAUAGCAACAGGUAAACAAAUGUACUACUGUUUGAAGGGACUAGCUUGAACUAAGACAAAAAAUAACUUUGUAGAGACUUUGAACCUUCAUGGACAGUUAAAAGGUUGUCAGGUUUAAAAGUGAACUAUUUUCAGAUUGUGUGACCAUGGUGUAAGCGGAUUUCAUAUUGUUUUGCCCUUCCAAUAACAUUGACUUAAAAAUUAUGAAUCAGAUGUUAUGUCCAGACAGUUAAUCCUCCAAAAUACUUUUUUUCUUUUUUACUUUUUACUUGGACCACUACUUUGUCCUUCUACUGGAGUAUAAUUUUGAAGUAACAAAACUCUUUACUUGAAUAUUAACAGCCAAGGAACAAGAACUAGUGAAGCAAAUAACUUUUCCAAUACGUAAUGUGCCCUGUCUCCUCACCUGUCUGUGGCCCUGUCCCCCCUCACCUGUCUAAGGUUCCCUAUCCCUGUCCCCAGCCCCUGUCCCUCCUCACCUGCCCAAUCUCCAGCUCAGUCUUUGCUCACCUGUCCAAUGACCCCUGGCCCCUGUGCCCUUCCCUCAACAGCCCAAUGUCCCCUGUCUCCUCACCUGUCUCCUCACCUGUCCCACGCCCUUGUACCUUCACUCCGGUCCAGUGUCCCCUGUCUUUGGCCCUGUCCUCUGCCUGUCUACCCUUUAACUGCGGUUGUUAUAAAGUGUCCUCUAUUUUUUUAAUUUCUCUUCCAAACUUGCGCGCUUCUGUGAUGGUUUAAAACAUUGUACAGUAUUUUCAGAAGGAUUGAGUUUUGCUGUGAGAUAUUUGACAGAACAUUCCAGACUGAAGUGACAGUGCGAUACAUCUCAUCACAACCAACUACAAGUAAU